AUUUCGUCUUUGACUUCCAGAGAAUCGAAAGACAAUAUGGAUAACUCCGAUGAUCCUAGGGUUAGUUCACAGUCCAAACUCGACAUAUUGUUGUAUGUCGCUGCCAUGGUUUACGAUCAAGAGUUCGGGGACGACAAAUCAAAGACCAUUGGCGAAAAAGAAACAGAGAUGGAAGCAAGAAUCUUUGGGGAUAAAGUACCGAGAAAGAACAGAGUUCACCGAUCACCUUCUUCUCGCAAGACUGUAACAACACCAUGGACGCGUGUGAUCGAACAACAGAGAUCGGUACUACAAAACCCUAAUGCAUCAGAAUCGGAACCUUCGUCUUCUUCUUGCGUCACCCAGUUCAAGAAACGUCGUCAUGACGAUCAUCAGAUCAAUACGGAAGAGAUCGUAAGUCGCAAGAAACUCAGAAUCUUUCAUCCUCUAGAGGCGGAACCAAUUCAAACGAGUCCACCGGAUUGGCUUUUGAGAGUGAUGAGGAGAGAAGAGAACGCAUACAAUCCGAAGCUGAUCUCAACGAGGAAACUGUACAAGACUGAUCUCGGUAGAAUUCAAGGACGUCUCUUAGUUCCUUUCAAGCAAGUUAAAAAUCCAGACUUUUUGACAGAGGAAGAGACAAGGAUCAUAGAUGAACAAGCGAGGAAGCUUCGUAAGGAAGGUGUGAGUGUUGAUUUGGUUGAUCCUCAGAUGAAAAAACAUGCCCUUGAAUUGAGGAAGUGGAAGAUGAGUGGAAACUGGAAUUAUGUCUUUGUUGUUGGUUGGAACGAUGUGGUUUCUGCUAAUGGGUUUCAGGUUGACGACUUCUUUCCUCUUUGGUCUUUCCGAUCUGGAAGAAGUGGUAAACUCUGUUUUGCUCUUGUCCCUCCUACGAAAGCUAGCCACGGCGGCGACCUUUAGUGUUUUUUUACUUCCGGUGAAUGUAUCUAUGGAUGCUCUUCUUUAGCCGAUUCUCUGAUCAUGCUCGCCACACGUACAUAAAGGAUCUACAUUUUUCUGGCAAUUCUCGAUUUUGUUUGGCUUAAAGAU
Messenger RNA from Camelina sativa (false flax), 1029 nucleotides. NCBI's taxonomy places the organism in Eukaryota, Viridiplantae, Streptophyta, Magnoliopsida, Brassicales, Brassicaceae. The record is from RefSeq and is a predicted model, not a curated record.